Baudoinia panamericana UAMH 10762 is the source of this 207-nucleotide messenger RNA. RefSeq lists its product as uncharacterized. The annotation marks the transcript as partial. The transcript has a single exon. NCBI's taxonomy places the organism in Eukaryota, Fungi, Ascomycota, Dothideomycetes, Mycosphaerellales, Teratosphaeriaceae. The record is from RefSeq and is a predicted model, not a curated record.
CCACACCCCCUUCAAAAACCCAUCCCUCUGCGCCAACCGGUUCAUGCAGUCGUCGCCCUCACCCAUCGCCCUUACGAACCCACAAAGCGCGUACACCUGAUUGUCGCCGGUGUACCUGCCGUUCUCGUCCACCUUGCCGACGCUGAUUUGCACGCUGGCGUGGUCCUUGGCUUUGAUGAUGCGGUUGGUUGCGGAGCACUUGCGAGG